This is a messenger RNA of Dama dama (fallow deer), 636 nucleotides long. Its product is annotated as splicing factor 3A subunit 2-like. The coding region runs from base 1 to 636 and encodes 211 amino acids. The record is from RefSeq and is a predicted model, not a curated record. The transcript is spliced from 2 exons. Lineage: Eukaryota; Metazoa; Chordata; Mammalia; Artiodactyla; Cervidae.
AUGUUCAUCGUGGCACUGUUUGCAAUGGCCAAGAUUGCACAUCCGGCCCAGAAUGUCUCAGCAGAAGCAGAAGCAGUGUGCUCCCCCACAGCUGUGCUGCCCCCCACCAAAGCAGUGCUGCCCCCCACCCCAGCCAUGCUGCCCCCCACCCCAGCCGUGCUGCCCCCCACCAAAGCAGUGCUGCCCCCCACCGAAGCAGUACUGCCCCCCACCCCAGCCAUGCUGCCCCCCGCCCCAGCCAUGCUGCCCCCCACCAAAGCAGUGCUGCCCCCCACCGAAGCAGUACUGCCCCCCACCCCAGCCAUGCUGCCCCCCGCCCCAGCCAUGCUGCCCCCCACCAAAGCAGUGCUGCCCCCCACCGAAGCAGUACUGCCCCCCACCGAAGCAGUGCUGCCCCCCGCCCCAGCCGUGCUGCCCCCCGCCCCAGCCAUGCUGCCCCCCACCAAAGCAGUGCUGCCCCCCACCGAAGCAGUGCUGCCCCCCACCAAAGCAGUGCUGCCCCCCACCAAAGCAGUGCUGAGCCCCGCCUCAGCAGACCCAGGAGCCUUGCCAGCCUCUACCCAAGUGCAAGGAGUCCUAUGCCCCCAAGUGCCAAUAGAAGCACUCACCCCUUCAGCAGUGCCAGAAGUCCAAUAA